AUGGAUUUUAGAAACUCUUUCAAAUCUCACAGCUCUUACAAACAGAUUCGUAGCCCAGGAAAUCAAAGUGAGACAAGCCCUCCUGAGCAUCGUCCGAUUCUCCACGACCAUCGCGAUAUGGACCAACACAAAACAGAGAGCUCUAGUUCUAUACAUGAAGACGGUCAGGACGCACCCCUGGAGCGUGAUCCUAGCUACAACUUCUGGCAAGACAAUGCAACUUCUGAACACGUCACUGUGGCGGCUGCAGGAACCAGUGGUAGAGAACCAACCGCUAUGACUCGAAAGAGUGGUAGAUUAAGCCGAAGUUUCAACUUCGGAUCAGGAAAGCCGCCACCUUUGGAGGAAUCGCCGACGAAAAUGGCCGGAGGAGAACAACGGCAAUGGGGAGGAGGAGGAGGAGAGAUCACAGUCGAUGUGGAUCAGGAGAACGAGGAGGACGUGAGUCGCCAUACAUUACCAACGCCAGCAUCAACAGCUCGGACAUCAUUCGACGCAUCUAGGGAACUGCGAGUCUCUUUCAACGUCCGAGGAGCUGGUAGUACAAACUUCACCGGUUCGGUUGCCUCUUCUUCGUCUACUACCCCAUCAUCUUCUUCAUCCGUGACACUGCGGACGAAUCAAGAUACACAGCAGCAGGAAGACGAGGUUGUGAGAUGCACUUCAAACACGUCGUUUCAGAGAAAGUCAGAGCUUAUUUCGAGGGUUAAGACAAGAUCGAGGCUUCAAGAUCCGCCACGAGAGGAAGACACGCCUUACUCUGGUUGGAGAUCUGGCCAGUUGAAAUCCGGGUUACUUGGGGAUAUUGAUGAAGAAGAUGAUCCAUUAGCCGAUGAAGAUGUACCUGAUGAAUAUAAAAGAGCGAAACUUGACGCUAUAAUCUUGCUAGAGUGGCUUAGCUUAGUGGCUAUAAUAGCGGCAUUAGCGUGUAGUUUAUCGAUCCCUUCUUGGAAGAAAGUGAGACUUUGGAACUUACAUUUAUGGAAGUGGGAAGUGUUCUUGCUUGUUCUUAUAUGUGGGAGGCUGGUCUCAGGAUGGGGGAUCAGAAUCAUUGUCUUCUUCAUCGAAAGAAACUUCCUCCUGAGAAAGAGGGUUCUUUACUUUGUGUACGGUGUGCGAAGAGCUGUUCAGAACUGUCUCUGGCUAGGUAUGGUCCUUCUCGCGUGGCAUUUCUUGUUUGACAAGAAAGUACAAAGAGAGACAAAGAGCAAGUUUCUUCCUUACGUAACCAAGAUCCUGGUGUGUUUCUUGUUAAGCACCAUCUUGUGGUUGAUCAAGACCCUAGUGGUUAAAGUCAUGGCUUCUUCCUUCCACGUUAGUACUUACUUUGAUCGGAUUCAAGAAGCUAUGUUUAACCAGUACGUGAUCGAGACGCUAUCGGGUCCUCCAAUGAUUGAGAUGAGCAGGAUUGAGGAAGAGGAAGAGAAGGCUCAAGAAGAGAUUUUCAAAAUGCAAAAUGCAGGUGCUAAUUUACCGCCGGAUCUUUGCGCAGCGGCGUUAGCACCGGGAAAAAGUGGGAGAGCGAUGAAUCCGAAACUUUCACCGAUCAUUCCGAAAACAACAGCUGAUAGUGGGAUCAGCAUGGAGCACCUUCACAGAAUGAACCACAAGAACAUCUCAGCUUGGAACAUGAAGAGGCUAAUGAAGAUUGUGAGACAUGUUUCACUUACUACAUUAGACGAGCAGAUGCUUGAAUCUACAUACGAAGAUGAAUCCACCAGACAGAUACGAAGUGAAAAAGAAGCUAAAGCAGCUGCAAGAAAGAUUUUCAAGAACGUGGCUCAACGUGGCGCAAAGAACAUAUACCUGGAUGACUUGAUAAGAUUUUUGCGAGAAGACGAGGCGAUGAAGACAAUGGGACUAUUCGAAGGAGCACCAGAGACAAGAAGGAUUAGCAAAUCAGCUUUAAAGAACUGGCUGGUCAAUGCUUUCAGAGAGCGAAGAGCUCUUGCCCUGACUCUUAACGACACCAAGACAGCUGUGAAUAAGCUCCAUCACAUGAUCAAUAUUGUCACUGCCAUUGUCAUAGUUGUCAUAUGGCUUGUCCUUCUAGAAAUUGCAUCCUCCAAGGUACUUCUCUUUGUAAGUUCACAAGUUGUACUCUUGGCCUUCAUCUUUGGUAACACUGUCAAGACCGUCUUCGAGUCAAUCAUCUUCUUGUUCAUCGUGCAUCCUUAUGAUGUUGGUGAUCGCUGUGAGAUUGACGAUGUACAGUUGGUGGUGGAGGAGAUGAACAUACUUACCACAGUGUUCUUGAGAUAUGACAAUCUGAAGAUUAUGUACCCAAAUAGUCUUCUAUGGCAGAAAUCUAUCAGCAAUUACUACCGCAGUCCAGACAUGGGAGACGCAAUCGAGUUCUGUGUCCACAUUACUACUCCUGCUGAAAAGAUUGCAACGAUCAGGCAAAAAAUAUCAAACUACAUUGACAACAAGCCGGAGUAUUGGCACCCAUCAGCCAAGAUCGUCGUAAAGAAUGUGGAAGCUUUGAACAUGAUAAGGUUAGUAAUUUGGCCAGAUCAUAGAUUUAAUCACCAAGACAUGCUUGAAAGAUGGUCAAGAAGAUCCGUCUUGGUCGAAGAAGUGAUUAAGAUCCUCCUCGAACUCGACAUUCAGCACCGGUUUUAUCCACACGAUAUCAAUGUCAAAACAAUGCCUACCGUCGUCUCCAGCAGAGUUCCACAAGGCUGGUCAGAAAAUCCUGCUUGA
Molecule: messenger RNA, 2706 nt
Organism: Eruca vesicaria subsp. sativa (arugula)
Lineage: Eukaryota; Viridiplantae; Streptophyta; Magnoliopsida; Brassicales; Brassicaceae
Source: the annotation of a GenBank genome assembly